GCUAGUAUAUCGCGGUGAGUAUUGGGCUACAUUUAAUCUUCCUUGAACAAAAAUAGAAAUAAGCCACGGAGUAAGAUGGCAGAUCUCAGAGUGAGACAAGGGUAACAAACUUUCACUUUCACAUCACGAUGCUGAAACUGCGAUACCAAUCAUCGCGUCCCAAACCAUCUUCCUCACUCCCGAAGACAAGCCCCAGAAAGCAAUGAAAAGAAUAAGAAAACACGCCUGUCAGACGUCCAUCAACACCCACCCCAGCCACGCGCCCGAAGGCAAGACCACAGCUGGGGUCGAGAUCAUCAAGCAAACCAUCUCUAUACAGCAGCUGCACGAGGCAACCACCGCCAUCCUUGCGGACAGAGCGAGAGGACCAAAAGGGUAUUCACUCUAGGGUGUCGAGGAUAUACAUUCAUCAACCAGGGUGGGAUCUGUGGCUCUUUUAGGGAACCAAGAGAAGGUCGAAUACUAUAGAAAUGAUUCUC
Molecule: messenger RNA, 479 nt
Organism: Fusarium oxysporum Fo47
Lineage: Eukaryota; Fungi; Ascomycota; Sordariomycetes; Hypocreales; Nectriaceae
Exons: 1
Coding region: 203-388 (61 amino acids)
Source: RefSeq, a predicted model, not a curated record